Messenger RNA from Rhodotorula toruloides NP11, 1248 nucleotides. RefSeq names its product actin-related protein 2/3 complex subunit 1A. The transcript is spliced from 5 exons. The record is from RefSeq and is a predicted model, not a curated record. The coding region runs from base 1 to 1248 and encodes 415 amino acids. Gene Ontology annotation, biological process: Arp2/3 complex-mediated actin nucleation. Gene Ontology annotation, molecular function: actin filament binding. Gene Ontology annotation, cellular component: actin cytoskeleton; Arp2/3 protein complex. Lineage: Eukaryota; Fungi; Basidiomycota; Microbotryomycetes; Sporidiobolales; Sporidiobolaceae.
AUGCCUGAAGUUCACCAGCUGUCCAUUGCGCCGCUCUCGGCCCACGCCUUCAACGGAGACCGCUCCCAGGUCGCGGUCUCGCCCAACUCGAAUGAGGUCCACAUCUACGCCUUCGACGGGUCGAAGUGGCAGCUUCAGCACACGCUCACCGAGCACGACAAGCUCGUUACCUCCAUCGACUGGGCUUCCCACACGAACCGCAUCGUAACCUGCUCGCACGACCGCAACGCGUACGUCUGGACGCUCGAAGCGGACCCCGAAACUGGCGCGGCUGUCUGGCAACCGACGCUCGUCCUCCUCCGCAUCAAUCGCUCUGCCACGUUCGUACGCUGGUCGCCGAACGAGGAGAAGUUUGCCGUCGCUUCGGGCGCGAGGACGAUCGCCGUCUGCCAGUACGACGCCGAGUCGAACUGGUGGGUCGCCAAGCACAUCAAGAAGCCGCUUCGCACGACAGUCCUCAGCCUCGACUGGCACCCGAACUCUGUCUUGCUGGCUGCAGGCGCAGCUGACGGCGUCGCACGCGUCUUCUCCGCCUUCAUCAAGGGCGUUGACCAGAAGCCCGAGCCAUCUCCCUGGGGCGAGCGUCUUCCCUUUAACACGGUCUGCGGCGAGUUCGUCAGUCCUUCGGGAGGUUGGGUGCAUGGUGUCGCCUUUUCGCCGUCCGGCGACGCUCUCGCUUUCGUCUCACACGACUCGAUCUUGACCGUCGUCUACCCCUCGGCGCCCGAACAGCCCCCUUCCGCCGUCUACACCGUCAACCUGCCGUCCCUCCCAUGCCUCACGCUCACCUUUACGAGCGAGAAUUCGCUCAUCGCCGCCGGCCACGACUGCCAGCCGCUCGUCUUCGAGGGCUCCAUCGAGUCGGGAUGGACGCAAACUGGAUCGCUUGACCAGCGGACGGGAAGCGCGGGGUCCGGCGCUCGCACGCCCGUUGGCGGCUUUGCAGGUGGCGUCGGACGUCUCAACCGCUCCGAAGCCUUCAACAUGUUCCGGGCGGCCGACUCGCGCGGCGUCUCUUCGGCGCCUGCUCCCGGCGGCGGCACGCUCGGCGCCGGCCAGACCUUGACGUCGCACGGCACCGAGCUGCUUACGGUUCACCAGAACACGAUCACGAGCGUGCGACCGUACGAGGGCGUCGGCAACGUCUCCAAGGUCAGCACGACGGGCGUCGACGGCAGGCUCGUCAUCUGGCCGGUCCAGGGGGGUGUCGGAGGCGUCACCCAGGGUGUUCAGAGGCUCACAGUCUAG